UAUGUGGCUGCCCUGUAAUCAGGCUAGCCUUAAACCUUCCUAGAAUCUCCCGGUCUCUGCCUCCCUUAUAGAUGUGUUCUACCACACCGGGCUUGGCCUUUCAAAGUUUCUGCCUUUCAAAUCUCACUAGUGCCUUGGCUGCUCUGGAAUUCAGGAGGCGCCGCUUGGCCCCCAGAGCUUCGGGGGAGGCCGAGCUCUUCCGCCUGGCUCUGAAGAAGUCGCCCAACCUGACAAAUUGCUCCGCCGCACCUAUCACCUCCCCUUCGUGCACUGGAACCUGCUGCUGUUGUGGACCCAGACGUGGAGCUGGAGGAAGUGUGGGGACGGCGACACAAGCCCAGGUCUCUGCCUGCAAAACAUGCGGCAGGGACCGAGUUGAGUGCUGAGCCAGGACAACUCAGUGGAAAGACCCAGGGCCGAGUCACCGAGCUCCAGGAGGUUGGCUGCGGCCACACCCUGAGGACACAGACAGGCUGGGUGCGCACGUGUGUAUACAAGUGCGUGAGCGCCGUGGGUCGGUCCGGGACUACAAGUUCCAGGGUGCCCAGCGGCGCUCCGCCCGCGGUCUCUAAGCAGGUCGCCACGGGCUGGCACGCGCCACUCUCGUACCAGAGUAAAUAAGGGACCGAGACCGACUCUCCUGAGCACCGUAAAUAGAGUCCCCGCGAAGGUGGACCUGAGCACCUCCACCGACUGGAAGGAGGCCAAAACCUUUCUGAAGGGCUUGAGUGACAAGCAGAGGGAGGAACACUACUUCUGCAGGGAUUUCAUUAAGCUGAAGAAGAUCCCCACAUGGAAGGAGACAGCGAAAGGGGUGGCUGUGAAGGUGGAGGACCCCAAAUAUAAGAAGGACAAACAGCUGAAUGAGAAAAUCUCCCUGUUCCGUGGGGACAUCACCAAGUUGGAAGUGGAUGCCAUUGUCAACGCUGCCAACAACUCCCUGCUUGGAGGUGGAGGAGUGGACGGCUGCAUCCACAGGGCCGCGGGACCCCUGCUCACCGACGAGUGUCGCACCCUGCACAACUGUGAGACUGGCAAAGCUAAGAUCACCUGCGGCUAUCGGCUGCCGGCCAAGUACGUCAUCCACACAGUGGGGCCUAUCGCUGUAGGCCAGCCCAGUGCCAGCCAGGCAGCUGAGCUCCGCAGCUGCUAUUUGAGCAGCCUGGACCUGCUUCUGGAGCACCGGUUGCGCUCAGUGGCUUUCCCAUGCAUUUCUACAGGCGUGUUUGGAUACCCUAAUGAGGAGGCAGCUGAGGUAGUGCUGGCGGCGCUGCGGGGGUGGCUGGAGCAGCACAAGGACAAGGUGGAUCGGCUUAUCAUCUGUGUGUUCCUGGAGAAGGACGAGGACAUUUACCGAGAGCGCCUGCCCCAUUACUUCCCAGUAGACCCACCUGGGCCUGUGGGACCUCGCUCCCAACUCUGAGAGAAGCCGAACAGCUUGUUCCAGCCUGGCCACCCCGAGUUCUGUCCUGUCCCUCAGUAUGUCCUGCCCUGCCUUUCAGAAGCCUCUUAAUAAAGAUGUCUGAUUCAGCCUCA
Molecule: messenger RNA, 1536 nt
Organism: Cricetulus griseus (Chinese hamster)
Lineage: Eukaryota; Metazoa; Chordata; Mammalia; Rodentia; Cricetidae
Source: RefSeq, a predicted model, not a curated record